GUCAUACCAGCGAGCGCUCAAGCUUGAUUCGUCCUCCCAUCGAGAACCGAAGCGGGGAUCACUAUCGGGUUGCACGUAUUUCGGAAAGGAAAGAAUACAGGCCUCCCAUCGUCUCUGGCUCGAUCACACGCAUAAGCCACCAUGAGUUCCGAUGCUGCAACUGUGUCCGGCAAGACGUGCUCUCGCUGUCGUAACCAUGGCAUGCGCGUAGUCCUGAAGGGGCACAAGAGGCAGUGCCCGCACCGCUACUGCACCUGCGACCGCUGCGACCUGGUCACCAUGCGAAGGCAGAUACUGGCCGAGGAGGCGUCCAUUCAGAAAAAGCAGGAGGCUGAGUCCAGUCUGCUGGCUGCCGGCAGACUCUGUGGCCAAGAUAAUUUGGACAGCCGAAAGCUUUCCGACUUGCUGAAGCAGCACAAGAGCGCCGUGAAGAAGUACCAGAAGUACAUCUUACUCCGGCCGAACACAUUCGGUGAUGAUCAUCCAAAGCCCAAGAUUCCGAAAUGUAAGAUCACCGCGACACCGAUGCCGUUGGUUCUCCUGUUGUGUAAUUUUGUAAGCAGAUUAAGCAGAAAAUUAUACUCGAUAAAUUGUUAACGUUUUAGGGUUUUACAUUAAGCUAUGCAUGCCGAACGACCGAGGAGGCGCCUUGAGGCGUCGCCAACGGCGAGAUAUACAGUUUCAAUCCACAACAGCUGCAUGUGACUUCUUUAUUUGUAUAACUGAGCGAAUCUAUUCUGACGAAAAUUUAAGACGUUACCGUACAGUGCGGCAUUACUUUAAGGUAGUUGCGAAGCACUGCAUAGUUUCUGAUGACUAACUGCAGUUCGUGAGUUUCACGUAGGGAGUAUAUAGUUUAAAGCCUCUAUAACAUGAACGUUCGCACUAAGGA
Molecule: messenger RNA, 892 nt
Organism: Dermacentor silvarum
Lineage: Eukaryota; Metazoa; Arthropoda; Arachnida; Ixodida; Ixodidae
Product: doublesex- and mab-3-related transcription factor C2-like
Exons: 3
Coding region: 142-597 (151 amino acids)
Biological process (GO): sex differentiation; regulation of transcription by RNA polymerase II
Cellular component (GO): nucleus
Molecular function (GO): RNA polymerase II cis-regulatory region sequence-specific DNA binding; DNA-binding transcription factor activity, RNA polymerase II-specific
Source: RefSeq, a predicted model, not a curated record